AUGGAAUUUCAAAAUUCCCGAAACCGACAACUUCAAAUAUCCUCUGUCAAUAAAAGUUCUUUGAUUGGAAUUGGGGUUACUGAAAUUUUACUUGGACUAUCUUCCAUCGGUUGUUGUAUUGCAACAAUAAUCUUUGCCGCGGACAGAUACUGGGAUUGCUACUGGAAUAUUUUAUACCAUUACCAUGAUGAUUCUGGUUACCAUUACAUUGAUUGCGAGCUGCCACGUUUUUCGUUGUCUGCUCAAGGAAUAUGGGCUGGAACUUUUACUCUGAUUGCUGGAUGUAUCAACAUUGAUUUCGGAGCGAAUCCGUCGAAAAAACUAGCAUCCUAUAGCAUUGGAUUUUCAACAUUUUCAACUUUGUUGAACUUGGCCAUGGUUUGUUUGGAAGUGUUUGCCGUUUUUGACAGUUACUAUUACUAUUACUACUAUAGCUGGACAUUACAAAAUCUACACAUAGCCUUGCUAUCGAUUGCCAGCUUACAAGUCAUAUUUACUUUUACAACAUCUGUUUUAUCAUGUUGUGUUGGAGGAUGUGGCGAGUGCUGUGGCAACGAUCAGGUCAACACGGUAGUUAUUCCAAUGACUUCAACAGCAUAUCCUCAACAAGGCGCAGUCAACAAUGCUUAUAUGGCAGAGCAGCAAACGAGAUACUUGCAGCCUCAACCUCAGCAAAUGUGGGCACAUCAGCCUUCAGCUGUGAUUGAGACAACAAUGACAUCUAACGCCAUGCAUUUGCCUGGAGCUGUUCAAGCAAAUCCACCGUCAUAUGACAGAGGAACGUCGAGGCAACCUACUCAAAUACUGGAAACGAGCAUGGAAGCAAACGAGAGAAACAUAAAUCACAAACCGACACAGUUAACAGGGAAGGUCGCUAUGAGUUCGCCUCUCGCGUACCCUGGACAUAUAGUAAGGCAACCUACGCAAAUGCCGAUGCCAAUUUCUAUGGAAUCACAAAUAGGAAACACAACAUCUCCAGAAACGGACCAGAUUAAUGUACAUCGGCCUUCAGUUGUGAAUGAGACAACAAUGGCAUCUAACGCCAUGCAUUUGCCUGGAGUUGUUGAAGGAAAUCCAUCGUCAUAUGGCAGAGGAACAUCGAGGCAACCUACUCAAAUACCGGAAACGGUUACCAUGAAAGCAAACGAGAGAAACAUAAAUCACAAACCGACACAGUUACCAGGGAAUGUCGCUAUGAGUUCACCUCUCGCGUACUCUGAACAUAUAGUAAGGCAACCUACGCAAAUGCCGAUGCCAGUUUCUAUGGAAUCACAAAUAAGAAACACAACGUCUCCAGAGGCGCAGUUAUCGGGGAACGCUGAUAUGAACUCGCCUCCCUCAUACAGUGGACAUAUCGAGUUACCAGAACCAGAGACAAACGUUCACACAUUGACUUCAUUGGAAAACAAUGAGGCAAAUGAAAUGGAAUACAUACAAGAAUAGUAUUCUUCUGUGUAAUUUUAUAAAUAUUGAAGUUAAUUCAUGCCUGCCUAUGUAUUUUAAGGCUUAAAAUAUUAAACUUUAAUGCGAUUACAACAGUCAUGUAAGUUUGUUAGUAGCGAGAUGAUAGAUUUCAAGCUACCCGUCCAGAAAAUGUUGUGAAUAUUUUAAUUUUGCCUCAAAAUAAUUUAAAAUAUUCGUUUUUGUACCUAUCGUACUGUGAAUUGUUAUGCUGCGACCAGAUUAUAUACUUGUACACUGUAUAAUGUAUUCAGUAAUCUUUGACUGAAUCUGAUGACUUGACCUUGAUGGCCUGAAAUUGUGAACAAAAGCAGCAAUAGCAAGCUAGUAGUCCACGUGGGAAGAAUGUGAAGCGGUCAGUUGAAAGCAAUAUUUCUAUGCUUCAGUCGCCCCCAUAUACGUUCGAUUUUGCUUUAUAAAAAUACUACUAUCACAUGCGUUAAUGAAGAAUCGUUUUUGUACUGUAAUGCUCGAUCAGAUUUUCCUAUUUCAUUUGAUUCGUAGUGUUAGACUCAGAAAUGUUCAGUUAUUCCCAUUUCUUACUGCAUUUUAGUAAAAAUUCUUCCGUUUUGAGAAAAGUACGAGUUGCCGUGUUAACAAGCCCCAAAACAACCAAACUAGAAGUGUUCGAUAUCUAUGUAAGCACUUUUAUUUUUGAAGGAAAAUACAUGGAAAACUGAACAUACUUUUAAAAUGAAAUUAUUUUUUCCAUCUGCUGAAAUCAGCAAGAAUAUAUGCUUUGAAUUGUGUA
Molecule: messenger RNA, 2212 nt
Organism: Styela clava
Lineage: Eukaryota; Metazoa; Chordata; Ascidiacea; Stolidobranchia; Styelidae
Source: RefSeq, a predicted model, not a curated record